AUGGCUUCUUCAUCUCCAUCUCGUCUCCAGAACUACGAUGUGUUCGUCAGUUUCCGUGGGAAAGAUACCCGCAGGAAAUUCGCAAGCCAUCUCUACACAGCACUUCGUUAUAGGAAUAUCAUUACUUUCAAAUACGAUAGAGAGAUUGAAGCGGGUGACACAAUUUCCGAUGAAAUCUGCCAAGCGAUUCAAGAUUCUAGGUUCGUUGUGGUCAUUAUCUCGGAGAACUACGCUACUUCUAAGUGGUGCUUGGAGGAACUUCGGAUGAUAAUGGACUUUCACACUGAGGAUAUGAGCAGAGUUGUUCCUAUCUUCUACGGAGUAGAUCCCUCUGACGUGAGACACCAGAGAGGAAGCUUCGACACUGCUUUUCAAUAA
Messenger RNA from Camelina sativa (false flax), 378 nucleotides. The record is from RefSeq and is a predicted model, not a curated record. Lineage: Eukaryota; Viridiplantae; Streptophyta; Magnoliopsida; Brassicales; Brassicaceae.